Messenger RNA from Penicillium cosmopolitanum, 894 nucleotides. RefSeq lists its product as uncharacterized. Gene Ontology annotation, biological process: L-threonine catabolic process; L-serine catabolic process. The transcript is spliced from 4 exons. Lineage: Eukaryota; Fungi; Ascomycota; Eurotiomycetes; Eurotiales; Aspergillaceae. Bases 1 to 894 code for a protein of 297 amino acids. The record is from RefSeq and is a predicted model, not a curated record. Gene Ontology annotation, molecular function: L-serine ammonia-lyase activity; pyridoxal phosphate binding; threonine deaminase activity.
AUGGGUUCCGCAAACGAUAUUCAAAAGCCCUGGAUCGAAACUCCACUAAUUGAGUCGGCGACUCUAUCCAAGCUUGCGGGAUGUCGAAUCUUCCUCAAAAUGGACCUCCUUCAACCAUCCGGCUCCUUCAAAUCCCGCGGCGUCGGUAACUUCAUCCACGCAAAUCUAAAAUCGCACUCCCAAACCCACCCACCCCAUUUCUAUAUCUCAUCCGGCGGAAAUGCAGGCCUCGCCGCAGUGCGCGCAUCCCAAGACCUAAACUGCAAAUGCACUGUCGUCGUACCGCACAGCACGAAGCCGUUCAUGAUUAACAAACUGCAUCAAGCCGGCGCAACGGAGGUUAUUCAGCAUGGAGCUAGUUGGUUCGAAGCAGACACCCAUCUGCGAGAACAAUUCAUCAUUCCCGAGCAUAAUGUAGAUGGGGCUAAUGUUUACGUACCCCCAUUUGACCACCCGCUUGUCUGGGAGGGGGCGAGUAGUAUGAUUGAUGAGAUUGCGAGACAAUUGCCCGCUCGGGAGGGUGAGGGUGAGGGUGGUGGUGGUACGAAUGCAUUUGCCGCGGACGCGGUUAUUUGCAGUGUUGGGGGUGGUGGUCUUUUUAAUGGGACAUUUGAGCUGGCGAGUAACCCGCCUCCUGGCGUUGAGGUCACGAGUGUUGUUCGCUCGGAUGCGGAAGCUGCGCGUGGCGUUGUGCUACUUGCUGAUGAGACGCGUUUGCAGGUUGAGCUGGCUUGUGGUGUUAGUGUUGAGGUUGCUGUUGGUAAGGAGUUGAAGAAGGCAAUUCCUGAUCUCAACCCGGAAACUCGGGUCGUUGUUGUUGUUUGUGGAGGUAGCAAUGUCUCUGCGGAGAUUGUUGCUGGAUAUAGAGAGCAGUUGGCGGCAGGCUGGGAGUAG